Molecule: messenger RNA, 504 nt
Organism: Clunio marinus
Lineage: Eukaryota; Metazoa; Arthropoda; Insecta; Diptera; Chironomidae
Source: the annotation of a GenBank genome assembly
AUGCUGAAAGUACUUUUAACUUUUUGUGGUUUACUUUGCGGCGCCAACUUCAAUAUUGAAGUAUCAAAAUCGAAAAAUAUUUCAUGUUUCCCUUCUUCUACAACAUAUGGACAUAAUGAAUGGUCGACAGAAGUUUACCAAACUAUUUUCAACAUAAUGAUAGAUUACCAUAAUUAUGUUGCUAUUGGCGCUUUACUUCCAAUAACACCACAGCCAAAUAAAAACAUCCAAACGCACAGACGUCCUACAGAGUCAAAUGACGAUUUACAUAAGCACAUUAAUGUCGUCAGUAUGGCUAAAGCCAUUCAACAUCGAUUGCUCGAGGGAAGAUUCACAAAAGCAUCUUUUUUUUGCCUCAAAAAAGUUCAAAAGCAGAAAAAAAAGCAACCACAGGAAUUAAGUAAACGAUUUUGUGAUGGCUUCUCGAGUCGGAGACACCAAAUCAGCUACAUUGGUGGAAACAAGAGGUUCAAUUCAGAUCAUGCCGCGCGUGGGAAAAAAUAG